Molecule: messenger RNA, 1735 nt
Organism: Gaeumannomyces tritici R3-111a-1
Lineage: Eukaryota; Fungi; Ascomycota; Sordariomycetes; Magnaporthales; Magnaporthaceae
Exons: 2
Coding region: 280-1389 (369 amino acids)
Biological process (GO): amino acid transmembrane transport
Cellular component (GO): membrane
Molecular function (GO): amino acid transmembrane transporter activity
Source: RefSeq, a predicted model, not a curated record
GGAAACUGUGCCGCCGGUCCAGUUGCCGGCGGCCUAGCCCAGCCAACCGACGGCGCAAAACGGCAAGCACGCACGCCAGUGAGGCGCGCCGCGACUGGCGACAGUAAUGCCCAUAUCCGGGCGCGUGGGAAAGGAAAGUGCGUGGCCGGGGAGACCGCUAGCUACCCGUUGCCUGUUUGUAUUUCUGACUCGAAGCGAGACGGGGAGGGGGAUCGACGAUCUUUCCGACCAGGUCUACCACCCAAGCCGCAAUAACAACCAAAAACGUAUCAGCUGCCUAUGCCAGCGGUCCUGGCCUGGUAUUACGCUACCGCGAAGGUGCAUUUCCGUUUAAGCCCAUCGAAAACGACGUCGGCCAGACAAGCUAUGGCGAACCAUCGCGACCGUUUUGCAGCAGAGCAAAACGAUCACAGCACAAAUCCCGCCGCGUGGAUUGCCGUUGCCAUGUUCCCGUGCAUCAUUGUCAACGUGGUUGCCGUCAAGUGGUACGGCGAGGCCGAAUUCAUCAUGGCGUCCACAAAAGUCCUGCUUCUUUUCGCCCUUAUCCUGAUUACCGUCAUCACCAUGGCCGGCGGCAACCCGCAGGGCGACGCCUACGGAUUCCGCAACUGGGGCAACGGCAACUUCAUCCACCCUUACCGCGCCGAGGGCGCCACCGGUAACUUCUUGGGCUGGUGGAAGGUCGUCCUCUACGCCGGAUUCACCAUUGCGGGCCCCGACAUGAUCGCGCUCGCGGCCGGCGAGAUCCAGAACCCGCGCUGCGCCAUCCCGCGCGUUGCCAAUCUCGUCUUUUACCGCCUGGUUGGAUUUUACGUUAUUGGCGUCCUCUGCCUCGGCAUCAUCUGCAGCUCCGUCGACCCAGGCCUUUUUGAUGCCAUUAAGAACAAGAAGCCCAGCGCCUUUUCGAGCAUUAGCGUCCUCCCCCACGUCAUUAACGCCGCCAUCAUGCUGUCGGGGUGGUCGUGCGGUAACGCCUACCUCUACUCGGCCAGCCGCACGCUGUACGGUCUGGCGCGCGACAACCAGGCGCCUAAGUUUUUCCUUAAAUGCACCAAGGACGGCGUGCCCAUUUACUGCGUCGCGGGCGUGUUGCUCAUCGCGUGCGUCGCCUUCCUCGUCGCCUCCGACUCGGCCGCCACCGUCUUCUUCUGGUUCGUCGACCUAACCACCACGGCCCUCAUUAUGACCUACACUAUGAUGAUGAUCGCCUAUAUCGGAUUCUACCGCGCCCGCAACGCCCAGGGCAUGGACACUGCCACCCUGCCCUACGUGGCCCCCCUCACCCCCUACUCGAGCUACCUGGCCCUUGUCCUGGGCUGCACGGCCGUGCUAUUCGUCGGCUUCGACACCUUCUCGCCGUUCGAGUACCGUGACUUUAUCACUGCCUAAUUCGCCUUCCCUUUUGGCGUCAUGAUGUUCGUGGGCUACAAGGUUUUUAAGAAGACCAGCUUCGUCAACCCGGCCGAGGCCGACCUGAUUCGGGCAAGAAGGAGGCCGACGAGGAGUGCAGGCACCGAGAGGAGGGCAGCAUCCAGGAGAACGUCAGGGCGCGCCUGGCCGAGAUGAACUUCCUGCGGAGGACCUGGGAGAAGAUGUGGUAGAGGGAGCGGGGCCCAAGCGAGUAACAUGUGUCCGACUAGCACGAAAGCAUUCUCAUUUCCAUGUAACUGUUUGCGAAUAAUUUGAGGUCUCAUGUUGAGCGAACGAUGCGAUGCACUAUGGCGGACCAUCCCGG